ACCCUGGGAAUACUGAGCUAGCCGAGGUUGCCUACUGGGAAACAGCUGGACGUGUUACAGUAUUUUAGAAAUGUAUAGAAGUUAGCUGCGUCUUUCACUGCAUCGAUAACACGCAACUCGAUAUCGCUGAUGCAGGCUGGUGGAAAUGUAUCGGUUUGCUUGCUACGUAGUUCGCUGCGCACACAAAACAAAGUGAAAAGUAUAAUUGAAGAGUAAACAUCGCAGAGAGUGGAGAUUUUUACACAACUUUUGGGAUUUUUUGGUGAACUGGAAUUGAUAAUUGAAAGCUAAAUUUCAAUCAAAAUUAUUGCCGCUAGCGCUGUUUGUGGUUCAUCAAACUGAAAUACAUGCUAUUGAAAAACGUAAAAAUGACGAUUCUGGCUAAAUUAACGGGUGAAAAGAAGGAUCUGGAGAAGGUGCCGCUGCCCUUGCACCUCAAUGAUGAAUCCAUGAUGCAUCACGGCUCAUUAAUCAGUCCUAAAAUAGCGUAUAGCGAUGCGGACACAGAGUCGAUGGUAUUCAAUCGGCCGCAGUACAACUGUCUGAAGUCGUUUCUCCUGUUCCUGAUCGCUGUGAUCGUGAUGCUGAUGGGUGUCCUCGGGGGCUGGACACUGUACCGUCUCUAUGCACCGAAUCAUGCUAGCAUGCGUUAUCAUGCCCUAUGCGAUAUACCCUAUGCCGAGGACUCGAUGGAGCUGCCACGUUUCUAUCAACGCAACGAAGACGCAUUCACCCUCAACUGGAAGUCGCUGAUGCCGCAGCUGAGUGCCUCAAGUGUUGGCGGCAGCAGCAGCAGCGGUGCCUUCAAUGUCGACGAGCUGGUCAACGAUAACUUCUUCCGCGAGGAGAUCGAACUGGAUAGCAGUGAUGAUGAUGGAUUUGCCAAGAUCGAUGUGCCUGACUUUAAGGAUGGUCGCCAGGGUCGCUUCAUGCAUGACUUCAAGGAGAACCAGUCAGCCAUCAUUGACACGACCACCAAUCGGUGCUUCAUAAUGCCACUGGAUCGGGACACCACCCUGCCACCAAGCAGCAUUGUUGAUCUCAUGAAGAAAAUGGGGUCGGGCUACUACAACAUUGAUACGGAGCAUGUGCGACGCAUUAUGCGAGUGAUUACUCCUCGCAUCACGGAUCUGUCGCUGAUCUCCGAGCGUAUUGCCAAUGAGUGCUACGACAUGAAGGUCUACAUGAUGGAGAAGUUUGUCUCUGGAGUGGCCAAGCGCUCGGCUGAUCCUCUACCCGAUGCCGGCAAGUAUGCCGCGUUCAUGGGCAAGGGCGUCAUUGAGUACGAUCUGUCCAACAUAGCCGAGGUGGAGGCCUACGAGGCGAACGAGUCCCAGUCGCAGCAGCAGAAGCAAUUAGCUUGAGCUCUGGUUGGUCGUGCGCAACAAAUAUUUUAAAUCAAUAACAUACAAAAGACAUACAAAAAAAAAACUAAAAAUCAACAAAAAAAAACAAGAAAAAAAAGAAAAUAGUAUAGAUUUCAGUCAGAGAAAACGUGUGUGUAUUUAACGAUGAUCUUCUGUGGGGCGAACAGCUCCAUUCUUGUAGUCUGUAGUUUCGAGAAAAGAAAAAAAAAACAUAAGACCGAAUUAUACAUCAUAAUAUUGGACAAGCGGUUCGACGUGGAAUACUCGUUGAGCUGAGCUUAAGAAAAUAGCGAAUCAUAUAUAAAAUAAUAGACCCUAUUAAGAAAUGUACCUAGAAAGCAAUUUAAAUGCGAUUGACGAAAUUUGUGACAAAUACAGAUAGAAAAAAAACAAAAACAAAAAGCGAGUGGGCAAUUUGUGGAUUGAAUUGUGGAUGUGUCCAAGGCGGCGCAGGUGGAAAAUGACAUUAAUAAAAGUCGCGGUUUUAGAAUUGCUGCUGCAGAACUUUCUAUUGUAUAUUGAAAUAAGGAUAGCUAAGCCCCAAUAAAGAAAACAAAAACAAGCAAAAGAAAAAGAAAAGAAAAGAUAAACCCAACCACUUGAUACAUAUAAAUACACACUGCAUUCAAUUCCAAGUACAUAUUUUAUAUUAUAUAUACUCUUUAACUCUAUAUCUAUAAAUGCGUACGUGAGCUAACAAUUAUUUAUAUAGAACAACAAAUCGAAAAAUUGAAAACCAAAAAUUCAAAAACAAAAAAAUCGCUAUUUACAUUUGCAAUGAAGACGAAAGAAAAACAAAACAAACAAAAAACUAAAUUAUCAGACAACAACAACAACCAGAAAACCAAAUUAAUCUAAAUGUUCUUUAAUCGAUUUAAAUGUAUUAAAACGCGAAUUUGUGAUCUUUAAACAAGCAA
Molecule: messenger RNA, 2284 nt
Organism: Drosophila grimshawi
Lineage: Eukaryota; Metazoa; Arthropoda; Insecta; Diptera; Drosophilidae
Product: integral membrane protein 2B
Exons: 3
Coding region: 348-1364 (338 amino acids)
Biological process (GO): negative regulation of amyloid precursor protein biosynthetic process
Cellular component (GO): extracellular exosome; plasma membrane; Golgi apparatus
Molecular function (GO): amyloid-beta binding
Source: RefSeq, a predicted model, not a curated record